AUCCAAAUCUUCCAAUCUUGAACAAAAAAAAACUUCAAUAUUAGGACAAUCAAUAUGGCUAUUCCUUCCUUACUUUGCUCUCUCCUAAUCAUAAUUUUCACUUCUCAAACCAAAGCUGAUGUUGUAUACGAUGAAAUCAAUUUAUACCACUACGUUUGUGAUCAAGACAACAAUAGAGGUAACUACACAACAAAUAGCACCUAUGACAAAAACCUCAACACACUUUUAUCAACUCUCACUUCCAACACAGAAAUCAACUACGGUUUCUACAAUUUUUCACAUGGCGAAAACAGCGACAAAGUCUACGCGAUCGGACUAUGCCGAGGGGAUAUUAUGCCAAAUAGUUGCCGCAGUUGCCUCAGUAGCGCCAGAACAAAUCUCACACGUAAUUGUCCAAAUCGAAAAGAGGCUAUUUUUUGGUCAGAAGAUGAAAAAUGCAUGUUACGUUAUUCGGACCGAUUGAUAUUAGGAGUAAUGGAAGAUGUUCCUAUGUUUUCUUCAAAAAAUGAAAAUAAUUCAAGUGAUGUUGAUUUGUCUAAUGAAGUUGUUACUACUUUGUUAAAUAAUUUAACAAGUAGAGCUGUGAAAGGUGAUUCUAUGAUUAAAUAUGCUGCAGGUAGUCAACCUGGUCCUCAGUAUGAAGUUAUAUAUGGUUUGGUUCAAUGUACACCUGAUUUGUCUGAAACUGAUUGUAAUUCAUGUUUGGUUGAGAAUCUUCAACAAAUUCCUAGUUGUUGUAAUAAUAAGAUUGGUGGAAGAGUUGUUAGGCCUAGUUGUAACAUGAGAUUUGAAACUUCUUACCUUUUUUAUGAGCCUAGAGCAUCGCCGCCACCGCCGCCAUCAUCACCUCCUCCACCAGCCACUACGAAUGGUACUACUUUAUCACAAGGAAAAAGCAACAAUGGUGCUACCAUUGGCAUCGCUGUAGGAGUUCCAAUUGCUCUUGUUGCUAUGGUCUUCAUUUUUAUCUGCAUCUAUUUAAGAAUAAGGAAGCCAAAGAAAACGUUUGAAGAAAUUCAAGAAGAAGAAGAUGAUGAAGAAGAUAAAAUUGAAAGUCCUGAGCCACUACAACUCAACUUCAACACCAUACGUAAUGCUACAAAUGACUUCUCGCAUUCUAAUCAACUUGGAGAAGGCGGAUUCGGAGUUGUUUACAAAGGUAGGCUAUCCAAUGGACAAGAGAUUGCUGUUAAAAGGUUGUCAAUGAGUUCGGGACAAGGAGAUUCGGAGUUUAAGAAUGAGGUACUUUUGGUGGCUAAGCUUCAACACCGAAAUUUAGUUAGACUACUCGGUUUCUCACUAGAAGGAAGAGAAAGAGUACUUGUAUAUGAAUUUGUUCAAAACAAAAGUCUCGAUUAUUUCAUUUUUGAUCGAGUUAAGAAAGCGCAAUUAAAUUGGGAAAUGCGCUACAAAAUCAUUUUAGGUAUUGCUCGAGGCAUUCUUUACCUUCACGAGGAUUCUCGACUGCGCAUUAUUCAUCGUGAUCUCAAAGCAAGUAACAUUCUCUUAGAUGAAGAAAUGAAUCCUAAGAUAUCUGAUUUUGGCAUGGCAAGACUAUUUGGUGUGGACCAAACACAGGAAAACACAAAAAGAAUUGUGGGAACCUAUGGAUAUAUGGCACCUGAAUAUGCUAUGCACGGACAAUUUUCAGUGAAGUCGGAUGUAUUCAGUUUCGGUAUAUUGGUUCUUGAAAUCGUAAGUGGUUCAAAAAACAGUGGCAUUCGCGAUGAGGAGAAUACUGAGUAUCUAUCGAGCUUUGCAUGGAGGAAUUGGAAGGAGGGAACUGCAACAAGUAUCAUAGAUCCCACGUUAAACAAUGAUUCACGAAAUGAAAUGUUGAGAUGUAUACAUAUUGGAUUACUUUGUGUUCAAGAGAAUGUAGCUAGCAGGCCAAGCAUGGCUACUGUAGUAGUGAUGCUAAAUAGUGAUUCAGUUACUCUCCCAAUGCCUUUGGAACCUGCAUUUCAUAUGGAUAGCAGAAACCUUCAAGAUAUGAAAUCAUGGGGUCAUAGUUCAGCUCAAGAAUCAGUCAAUGGGUCUUCAAAUACAGAGCUGUAUCCUCGGUAGUUGUUGGAUUAAUUUCAGUCAUAUUCAUGUAAUAUACAUGAGCAUGUUUCAUCUUCAUGUAUGUAACACAUAAAGAUAUAGUCAUCAAUUGAGUAUUAGUUAUCUA
This is a messenger RNA of Medicago truncatula (barrel medic), 2173 nucleotides long. Its product is annotated as putative receptor-like protein kinase At4g00960. Gene Ontology annotation, biological process: protein phosphorylation. Gene Ontology annotation, cellular component: plasma membrane. NCBI's taxonomy places the organism in Eukaryota, Viridiplantae, Streptophyta, Magnoliopsida, Fabales, Fabaceae. Bases 55 to 2067 code for a protein of 670 amino acids. Gene Ontology annotation, molecular function: protein serine/threonine kinase activity; ATP binding. The record is from RefSeq and is a predicted model, not a curated record. The transcript is spliced from 7 exons.